AUGAGUUCAACACAACAGGUGGUUGUAAUUUGGGCCGCAACGAUUCCUUGGGCCGCAACGAUUCCUUGGGCCGCAACGAUUCCUUGGGCCGCAACGAUUCCUCAAGUAACUCAGGACCAACAUGGACAGAGAAUUGAGUGCUCUCAGGAGGCUGGCAAACCUCACAGAAGGAAGAGAGAAAAAAAAUACUUCUGUGAUCUGUGUGGGAAGAAUUUUGCUAAUAAAUGUACAUUGAAAAAUCAUAAAUUCAUCCACACUGGAGAGAGACCGUUCAGCUGUGACGUGUGUGGAAAGUCUUUUACCGAGGCUGGACACUUAAAAACACACCAACUCAUCCACAGUGGAGAGAAACCGUACCUCUGUGAUCAGUGUGGCAAAGCUUUUGUCCACAGUAAAGCCUUAAAGAGUCAUCAAAUUACCCACUCUGGAAUUAAGGCACACAGCUGUGACUUUUGUGGAAAAACCUUCAGCAACAUAAGUAAGAGAAAUGCACACCUCCGCAUUCACACUGGACAAGAUGCGUACUGGUGUGAUCGGUGUGGCAAAAAGUUUGGAACAAAAUGGCACCUAGAACACCACAUGGUUACCCACACUGAGGAGAGACCUUAUCAGUGUGACCUGUGUAAUAAGACUUAUAAAUCGCAACAGUACCUGAAAGAACACCAAAAGAUCCACAGCAGAAAGAAACUCUACAAGUGCAGUUCCUGUGAGAAGCAGAGCCACACAGAUGGAUCCAGUUCUCAGUCCUGUCGUCGCUGUGGUGGUGGGAAAGCGUUUCGCUGUGACCUUUGUGGAAAAACCUUCAAUCAUCAACACAACUUAAAAACACAUCAACGUAGACACACUGGACACAACCUGAACUACUGCAAAGAAUGUGGGAAAAGCUUCAUCACAGCAGCUGGAUUAAAACAACAUGAACUCAUCCACAGUGGGGUUAAAAAGCACGUCUGUGACCAGUGUGGGUCAUCCUUCUUCCAUGCAGACCGCCUUAAAGUACAUAAACGAGUCCACACAGGAGAGAAACCAUACAAGUGCAGACACUGCGAGAAAAGCUUCUCAAGUUCAAGUUAUCGUAACGUUCAUGAACGUUCACACAUUGAAAGGAGCUACAGCUGUGACCAGUGUGACAAGAGCUUCAAGAAUCUCAUUUUAUACUCCUACCACAAACGAUCCCACGAAGCAAAGAACUGUUUCACUGUUACCAAUGUGCAAAAACAUUCUCUUCAUUAUCUGCUCUGUCCAAACAUCAGCGUGAUCAUGCAGGGCUGAAAUCAUUCCCAUCAUUGGAUCACAAUGAAUCUGCAGACACACAAAGAUCCUCUUCUGGUUGCACAGUCAAACUUGAAAACCUUGAGAUCCAGAUCCACUGAAUUCCGAUGGAAUCUCCUGUAAACAGUGUCAGUUAAUGUCACACUUGGAUCUGAUGAAGUAGCUCUGAUUUCUGGAUUUGCAGUGAAUAAUCCUGAAUCUGACAUUUAGGAAGCUGCAAGUACAGAUAUAUACAUCAAGGUUUUUAUUUGUGUUUGAGGAAUUUUAUUAAUCCUUUAAAAUGUUAUCCCAGGUUUUCCAGUUAAAUUUGAAUCAUUUUAGAAACAGUAGUAGUACUUGUAGUAUAGAAAUGUCUGUUAUAUCCAACUGAUACUGCAGCCAAACUUUAUCUUUAAUAAGUACUUAAAGGUUGGUCGAGUCAGUGCAGUACUCUGUUUAAUAAGCAGCAGCCAUCGAUAACUACAGACAUCAUGUCUCAUUAGAAUUUAAUUAUUCAACUAAAUAAUUUCUCACAGGUGACCCUGUCUGUGGUUAUGAAUAUUAGCAGGUCAUUAAUAUCCAUUUAUAACACUACAAUAAAGUUAGAGUUGUUAUAAUUGGAAAUCGAGGGGCCCAUAGCUCAGGAGGUAAAGCAGGUCAUACACUAAUUGGAAGGUUGGCCGUUGGAUUCCUGGCUGCUAGAGGCUGCAUGCCAAAGAUACUGAAGUCCAAGUUGCUCUCUGAAGCAAUCAUUGGAGUAUGAAUGUGUGUGAAUGGACAGAAAGCACUUAGCUACAGAUGGAGGUGCUUGUAUGAAUGGGCGUGAAUGGCUAAAUGCAAAAUGUUGUUUAAGUGCAUUAACUGCUCAGCUAGAGUAGAACAGCGUCAUAUAAGAACUAGUCAAUUUACCAUUUAUAGUUUGUUUUUAAUUACUCUGAAUUUUCUUUUUGUAAUUUUAGUUUUUAAUCCAGUUUAGUUUGUUCCAAGUGUGGAUUUAUAUUAGCGUAGGUUUUUCUUUGUUUCCUUUUUGUGUUACUUUUCUUUGUAUUGCAGUAAUAUGUGGAAGUGUUGUCAGGAAGAGGACAGAUUUAGGAAGUACAGAGCAGGUAUUACAAUUCAAACACAGCAUCUUUGUGAAUGACUCAGUGAUGUAGAAAUCCAAGUCUCAGACAUCUGCCCACUGAGUUAGCUUUGAAUCUUUUUAUAAUCCUUUUAAUGCUUUUGAUUUUAGUCAUGGGUGUAAACUUAAACAUGAUCAGCAUUUUAACUCUGACCUAAAGAAUGUGGAAAAGAGACUCGUGGAUCAACAGGAUCUGCAGUCAUUCACUCAAAUAUUUCUCCCACCAGCUGAGUCACAUAUUUCAGUUCCAGGAAGUCUUCACAGACACAGCAUGCAGCGAGUGGAUGGAAAGCUGCUGUGGUAAUCCCUGCUCCUAAAUCCAGUUCUCCCAGGACUCUAAAUGAUUUCACACCAGCUGCUCUGAAAACCUUCCAACAUGAACUAAAACCAUCACCAGGAUGUGAAACAGCAGCUGCUGUGUCUUUAUGUCCAAAAAAGAUGUAAACUGAAGCUGAACUGAGGCUGUACUUCUGUGUAAUACCAAUCUGUACCACAAGAUGGAGCAGUGAGUCAGUGUGACCUUUAUUUAAUCAGACAAAGAAGUCGUUCUUAUUUCCAGGGGCGGCCUGCAGAAGUCAAAGCCUCUUGAGGAAAUGGGGGUGAGGCAGCAAAGAAGUGCUGACAGGUAAAAACAGCAGCACAUCAGAAACAUCUCAGGAGCUUUUUAAAGUUUGCAGAUGAUCUGUUGUUGUUGGUCAGCUCCAGGACCAUGAGAGCAGCCAUGGCCCAGUCCUCUUGUCUUAAUGCUGUUUAAUGCUUUGUCUGUUACUGCCUUUGCUUUAGUGUGGCAGGCAGUGGCUGAUGUCUCUGUCAGUAAGAAGGCUGGAACACUGACACUGAUGAAGAUGAUGAAGAGCGCCUUGGACCUGUUUGAUUUUUGAGACCAUAAACACAGAUUUUUAUUUCCCAGCAGCCGGAUGAACAAACGAGUGUUUGUCUUCCAUCAUGUAGGGUGGAUUUGUUCUUCUUUUUCCUUCACUGUGUUUGAUUCUGUUUCUGGGAUGUUUGGAAAGGUUUUCAUUUUCACAUGGAUGAGCUGCUGAAUGCAAACCAAAUGUACCUGCAGGAGCAAAUAAACUCACCUGAACCUGAA
This is a messenger RNA of Archocentrus centrarchus (flier cichlid), 3461 nucleotides long. Its product is annotated as zinc finger protein 726-like. Gene Ontology annotation, biological process: regulation of transcription by RNA polymerase II. Gene Ontology annotation, molecular function: RNA polymerase II transcription regulatory region sequence-specific DNA binding; DNA-binding transcription factor activity, RNA polymerase II-specific. The transcript is spliced from 4 exons. Gene Ontology annotation, cellular component: nucleus. Bases 1 to 1269 code for a protein of 422 amino acids. Lineage: Eukaryota; Metazoa; Chordata; Actinopteri; Cichliformes; Cichlidae. The record is from RefSeq and is a predicted model, not a curated record.